Molecule: messenger RNA, 2860 nt
Organism: Monopterus albus (swamp eel)
Lineage: Eukaryota; Metazoa; Chordata; Actinopteri; Synbranchiformes; Synbranchidae
Gene: gjc4b
Product: gap junction protein gamma 4b
Exons: 3
Coding region: 346-1512 (388 amino acids)
Biological process (GO): cell-cell signaling
Cellular component (GO): connexin complex
Molecular function (GO): gap junction channel activity
Source: RefSeq, a predicted model, not a curated record
AGAAUGUGAGUACAUGGUAAAGACGGAGAGAAGAUUGCAUCAGGGAUUCUGGCAGCUGCUUUUCCUCCGCUCUGUGCAGACAGGGGGUGGGGUGCCGGCUGGAGCUGGGAGGAGAAAAGGGGGGAUUUAGGAAUAUUCUUUGUCCUCGCCCCGUAGUACAACGCACAACUGGAGAAGGACGCAGGCUCCUCGUGGAAAACAAAGGCUGGACGGCUUGGCGUUGGAGCGGGAGAGCUGUCUUCUAACAGUAACGACGGAGAGAACGACAACUUUUAAUGAGCCACAACAAAGGAGCCAGAAUCACAACUUAAGGUUUGAGAGGUUCCUUCUUGCUGAAGCGGCAAAAUGAGCUGGAGUUUCCUCACACGUUUGUUAGAUGAGAUCAACAAUCACUCCACCUUUGUGGGCAAGAUCUGGCUCACAAUCCUCAUUGUUUUCCGCAUCGUGCUGACAGCAGUUGGGGGCGAGUCAAUUUACUAUGAUGAACAGAGUAAAUUUGUGUGUAACACACAGCAGCCCGGUUGUGAGAAUGUGUGCUAUGAUGCGUUUGCACCACUGUCGCACAUUCGCUUCUGGGUCUUUCAGGUCAUUAUGAUCACCACCCCCACCAUUAUGUACCUUGGCUUUGCUAUGCAUAAGAUUGCCCGAAUGGGUGACGAGGACUACAGACCCCGCGGCAGGAAGAGGAUCCCUAUAGUGAGCCGUGGGGCCAACCGGGACUACGAGGAGGCAGAGGAUAAUGGGGAGGAGGACCCCAUGAUCAUGGAGGAGAUUGAGCCAGAAAAGGAAAAGGAAAAGGAAGUUGUGGAGAAACCCAGCAAAAAGCAUGAUGGACGCCGCCGCAUCAAAAAAGAUGGCCUGAUGAAGGUCUAUGUGUUUCAGCUGCUGUCACGUGCCAUCUUCGAGGCCUGUUUCCUGUUUGGACAGUACAUCCUUUAUGGGCUGGAGGUGGCACCGUCAUAUGUAUGCACACGCUCCCCCUGCCCGCACACAAUAGAUUGCUUUGUCUCACGCCCUACAGAGAAAACAAUCUUCCUGAUCAUCAUGUAUGCCGUCAGCGCCUUAUGUUUGCUCUUCACCCUGCUGGAGAUCCUUCACCUUGGCAUCAGCGGUAUUCGUGACUGCUUUUGCACACCACGGUCUCGACCUCCCACCCCUCGUCACUCGGCUCUGGCCAGCCAGAGGUCCUCCAUCUCCCGCCAGCCCUCUGCACCUCCAGGCUACCACACAGCUCUGAAGAAGGACCCAACAGGAAAAAUGGGCUUUAGGGAUAACGUGGGAGACUCGGGUCGCGAGUCAUUUGGGGAUGAAGCUACAUCACGGGAGCUGGAGAGGCUGCGCAGACAUCUUAAACUGGCCCAGCAGCAUCUGGAUAUGGCGUACCAGAAUGAGGAGAACAGCCCGUCCCGCAGCAGCAGCCCAGAGUCCAAUGGCACCGCAGUAGAGCAGAACAGGCUGAACUUCGCCCAGGAGAAGCAGAGCAGUACAUGUGAGAAAGGUCUUCGUGCAUAGCUUGUCACUGGCAGUUCACAUCAGGAGCAGUGAGCAAACAUAAGGGAAUCAAACAAAGGGAGUGUGUGCAUGUGUGUGUGUGUGUGUGUGUGUAUGUGUGUGUGUGUGUGUGUGUGUGCGUGCGAUGUCGAAAGUUCACUUGAGGUGGAUAAAGUCAGCCCGAGCCUUUCAGUGUUAUGACCAGUCAAGUCAAAUGAGAACGAGAAUGCUCGUCUCAACCCAGCAAUACUUGAGACAGCAGACUGUCUGAACAUCCAAAGUGCUUACAAAGUUCCGUUGUGCAACAGUUAUUGUUGAAAUGUACUUCUCCCUCAGGGCAGCUAUCCUUUAAACUUUUUUCUUUAGUAUUUUUAUUAUGAGUUUUAGUGGUAUUAGUAAAUUUUACGAAUUUGUUCUCUGAAGUUCGCAGUGAGUUCAUCUCAUAUUUGCCUUAGACCUAAACUGGAACUCCAUGUUAUGACAUUUUGUUGAGGUAAGGUCAAGUCAGUUGUAGUGGAGAAGAGUUGUGUGCUGCGAUGAAGUGACCAGUGAGUGCGCGAGUACCUGUAGGUGCCAACAAAAGGUUAAUGGACAACACACCACUCUCAGAAGAAGGCUACUGGACUGGACAUGCUAAUGAAGACUUUCUGUUCAUUUUCAUACAGAGGUUUCCUUCAAGUGUGUCACUUAUUUUGACAACGUUGACACUGCACCAGUCACAUUCAAGUCCUGGUGCCUGGUAGAGUAACUGGAACACACUUGGGGUGCCUUUUGUCCAAAGGAGUAAACGAACCUGGAUAAUGCUUGAAAAACAUGUAACUCUUGAUAUUGAUUUAACUUGUAUUUGAUACUAUUCCAUAUUUUUCUGUUAGUUUAGGGUAUUGUGACAAUGAAAAGAAGCUCUUGUCACUGUGGCCAACACUUAUUUUCCUUCUUUUUGUUUUAAAGAAUGACAUUCACUGCUGUCUUAGCUCUCCGAAGCCUGACUCUGCAUUUUGAAUUUGUUUUGGUACGAAUUUGCGUUCAGCUGCUUUUCUUGUUUAGUAACUACAGUUUUUGGCUUAGAGCUUCUAUAGGGUACAUAUCGUCUUUGACGGUUAAAUAAGUUGGUUGGUUAAAUAAGGGAUAAUGCCAUAUGUUACGUUCAUCUUCCAUGUCUGAAAGGGCUGAUUUCUGUUUCAGAGUCCAGACGAGGGUUGCAAUCAAAAUGAUCAUCUCAAUGUGAAUUCAGUGGCUUGAAUGUGCGAUGCUAAAAUCACAACUUCUGUACGGAGUCAUACCCACAUGCCAUUAGUGCCAACUCGAAUAUUGUCAUCUCAAGUUAUUUUUGACCAAUGAUUUUUAUACUUUUUUAAAUACUUUUGUACCU